This is a messenger RNA of Arabidopsis lyrata subsp. lyrata, 1780 nucleotides long. RefSeq lists its product as uncharacterized. The transcript is spliced from 7 exons. Bases 242 to 1498 code for a protein of 418 amino acids. NCBI's taxonomy places the organism in Eukaryota, Viridiplantae, Streptophyta, Magnoliopsida, Brassicales, Brassicaceae. The record is from RefSeq and is a predicted model, not a curated record.
AUGCAAUAGAAUCCAAAAAUUCACUUGUCUCUAUUUAAAAAAACGGGUCCUUUUUUAUGAAGGUUUUGCCAAAGUGUCAUUAGUGCCCAGAAUUUAACGCAAUCCACUUCAAUCCAAAUCCCAUACUUAAAAAAAAAAACAACACACAAAGAAAGAAAGAAGAAAAACCUCUCAUCUUCUCUCAAAAAAAUUCUCUCUUUCUGUUAAAGAAAGCUUAAACCUUUCUGGGUUUCUUUAAACUAUGGCUGCUAACUGGACAAGGGUUAUUUUCUUCUUAGCUCUGGUAAUGACGGUGGUGAUUCUUGCUCCUUCUGUCGUCUCCGGCGAAAAUGGUUUCUCCGAUCUUAAAAUCCGUACUCACUUGAAACGACUCAACAAGCCAGCUCUCAAAUCGAUUAAGAGCCCAGAUGGAGAUAUAAUUGACUGUGUUCCAAUCACUGACCAACCAGCUUUUGCUCAUCCUCUGCUCAUUAAUCACACUGUCCAGAUGUGGCCAAGUUUUAACCCAGAAAGUGUUUUUAGUGAGAGUAAAGUUUCAUCAAAAACCAAGAAUCAGCAGUCUAAUUCUAUAAAGCAGCUUUGGCAUGUGAAUGGGAAAUGUCCAGUGAACACAAUUCCCAUCAGAAGAACGAGAAGGCAAGAUCUUUAUCGAGCGAAUUCCGUUGAGAAUUACGGUAUGAAGAAUCAGAAAAGUAUCCCUAAACCUAAAUCUUCUGAGGCACCUAAUGUCCUUACACAAAAUGGUCAUCAGCACGCGAUAAUGUAUGUCGAAGAUGGGAUUUUCUACGGGGCUAAAGCGAAGAUAAAUGUAUGGAAGCCUGAUGUCGAAAUGCCUAAUGAGUUUAGCUUGGCUCAGAUUUGGGUUUUGGGUGGAAAUUUUAACUCUGAUCUUAAUAGUAUUGAAGCUGGUUGGCAGGUCAGCCCACAAUUGUAUGGUGAUAACCGGACCAGACUCUUCACUUAUUGGACUAGUGAUGCAUACCAAGGCACAGGCUGCUAUAAUCUUCUGUGCUCAGGAUUUGUUCAAAUUAAUAGGGAAAUCGCAAUGGGGGGAUCGAUCUCUCCUUUAUCAAACUACGGAAACUCUCAGUAUGACAUUACCAUACUCAUCUGGAAGGACCCAAAAGAAGGACAUUGGUGGUUACAAUUUGGAGAGAAAUACAUAAUCGGAUACUGGCCAGCUUCACUCUUCUCUUACUUAUCAGAAAGUGCAUCGAUGAUCGAAUGGGGAGGCGAAGUGGUUAACUCGCAGUCUGAGGAAGGACAACACACGACCACUCAGAUGGGAAGUGGGAGGUUUGCAGAGGAAGGUUGGGGAAAAGCAAGUUACUUCAAGAACGUUCAAGUAGUCGAUGGAUCGAAUGAACUGAGAAACCCGGAAAAUCUUCAAGUCUUUACUGAUCAAGAGAACUGUUACAAUGUGAAAAGUGGGAAUGGAGGUUCUUGGGGAAGUUACUUCUACUAUGGUGGUCCUGGUCGAAACCCUAAUUGCCCUUAAGAUUUGGUCGACUUACUCACAUUGCAGAUCAUUCCAAAUCAAUUGUAUAAAAACAUAUAAUCUAUAUAUACACAUUCUUAAGUAUAUUAUUAAUUUCAGGUUUGAAGAGUGGUUUAUUGUAUAUUCAAAUUCUGCAGAAUUUGUUUGUUUGUUUGUUUGAGAGUGUUUUCUCUGUUUCCAUGGAGUGAAGAGAAGAUAAAUUUCUUUAAAGAACAUGGUCCCAUGUGUAUACUGAAAUCAAAUGAUCACAUUAUUAAUGAAUAUUGUAUUUAUUGUUGUGUA